AUGCCACAAAGGAUAGCUUGUUUCGUAAAUUUCGCACGAACUCGCACCUUACUAUGCGUCAUACUUUCUGCUUUACUGGCAUUCAUUAUUCUUUUUUCUGCUGGUGGAACAGCUGUCUAUGUCACUGCUCCAAAAGAUGGCCUAUCUCCGCCUUGGUACCCAGCUCCUCCUGGAGGAACUCUUUCGUCGUGGAGAGGUGCCUAUGAAAAGGCAACACGCCUGGUUAGCCAAAUGUCUCUCCUAGAGAAGGUGAACAUCACAACAGGGACCGGCUGGCAAAUGGGUCUUUGUGUAGGAAAUACGGGUCCCGCAACCAAUGUCAAGUUCCCUUCGCUAUGUCUUCAGGACGGUCCUUUAGGCAUUCGUUUCGCCGACCAUAGCACGGCGUUUCCCGCUGGUGUUACUGUCGGAGCAACUUGGAAUCGCGACUUGAUGUACCGACGCGGUCGCCUGCACGGGAGGGAAGCGCGUAUGAAAGGUGUCAACAUCAUCCUAGGACCUUCAAUGGGUCCAUUAGGCAGAAUACCUGGUGGUGGACGGAACUGGGAAGGCUUUGGAGCGGACCCAGUCCUUCAGGGUGUUGCAGCUUCACAGACGAUUAAGGGAAUUCAAGAAGAGGGCGUGAUUGCAACUGCCAAGCACUACAUCCUCAACGAGCAGGAGCAUUUCCGACAGUCCUUCGAGUGGGGCUUACCAAAUGCCUUAUCCGUCAACAUUGACGAUCGUACGCUGCACGAGAUAUAUCUGUGGCCAUUCGCUGAAAGUGUCCGUGCUGGAGUCGGAUCGGUCAUGUGCAGCUAUCAGAUGGUUAACAACUCCUAUGCGUGCCAAAAUAGCAAGAUUAUAAAUGGUAUCCUCAAGGACGAACUCGGCUUUCAAGGUUUCAUGCAGUCAGACUGGCUCGCACAACGAAGUGGAGUAGCCAGUGCACUUGCUGGGCUAGACAUGUCAAUGCCAGGUGAUGGACUGCGUUGGGCAAAUGGAAAGUCACUUUGGGGAACUGAGCUCACCAAAGCGGUACUAAAUGGCUCUCUACCAAUGUCUCGUCUAAAUGACAUGGCUAUUCGCAUCGUCGCAGCGUAUUACCAACUCGGCCAGGACGAUCCAUCGCGCUUUCCAGAGGAAGGUCCGAAUUUUUCCUCGUGGACGGACGAAGAGGUUGGAUUUCUGUAUCACGGAACUGGAGAAGGAGAACGUGGCGUUGUGAAUAAAUACGUUGACGUACAAGGCGAAGGUGACGAUGCGCAUGGAAAACUCGUAAGGCAGAUCGGAGCGGAGGCGGUAACAUUAUUGAAGAACGAAGAUGGCAUUCUGCCUCUAAGAAGAGACGGCUCAGGUCUGUCAGCUGAUGGUCAGACAGUGAGGGUAGCUAUUAUUGGAGAGGAUGCCGGAGAAGGGAAAGGUCCGAAUGCAUGCGAGGACAGAGGGUGUAACCAGGGAACACUUGCAGUCGGCUGGGGCUCUGGUGCCACUGAGUUUCAAUACCUUGUGACACCUGAUACUGCUCUUCGCAAAGCUUUCGACACUGAGCACAUCAUCGUAUCAUCUUUCCUUACAAACGCUAAUCCUCCCUCCGGCGCCAUAGAAGACCAAGACCUCUGUCUUGCCUUCGUAAACGCAGACUCUGGAGAAGGCUUCAUCGCCCAUGAUGGGAUAUCAGGAGAUAGACCAGAUCUUUACCCACAGAAAGGUGGCGAUAAGCUUGUUCAGAACGUCGCACGUAGAUGCGGAUCCGGGAAAGGAAAGACCGUCGUUAUCGUACACUCGGUUGGGCCGGUAGUCGUUGAGAGAUGGGUUGACAUGCCUGGUGUAAAGGGAUUGUUAUUUGCCCAUUUACCUGGACAGGAAAGCGGGAACUCGUUGAUUGACGUCAUAUUUGGCGACAUAGACGCCAGCGGUAGGCUUCCCUAUACUGUAGGCAAGAGCCUUAAAGAUUACGGCAAGGCCGGUCAAAUUUUAACUAUUCCGAACGGUGUCAUACCACAACAAGACUUUGACGAGGGACUUUAUAUCGAUUAUAGACAUUUUGAUAAGUACGCAAUCACUCCCCGCUAUGAGUUCGGUUUCGGGCUCUCUUAUACAACGUUCACAUAUUCCAACCUUAACGUCACGCCGACUAAAUCGAAAUCUCCCUUCCCAUCCGCUCGCCCGCAAGGAUUAUCUCCUCCCAGGUUGGACGAGACCAUCCCUCCAGCAUCCGACGCAGUCUAUCCUCCCGGAUUCCGUAAACUCAAGAAGUUCAUCUAUCCGUAUAUCGAUCGAGUGUCCGAUAUUAAGACUGGAAAAUACCCUUAUCCGGCCGGAUAUGAUAUCGUUCAGGAGCCCUCCCAGGCAGGCGGAGGCGAAGGUGGUAAUCCGAGUCUUUGGGAUAUACACGCCGAGGUCGAGUUUACUCUAACUAAUACUGGCCAACGUCGAGGAAAAGAAGUUGUUCAGUUAUAUGUUUCCUUCCCAAGUAAUAUUCACGUCGGCGACAUCGAUGGAACGGCUCGACCUGGACUUUAUAACGACUUCCCAGUGAGAGUACUUCGAGGUUUCGAAAAAAUUGAGCUUGCACCAGGAGAAAGCAAGCAAGUCAAGUUCGAGGUUACAAGGAAGGAUCUAAGCUAUUGGUCUGUGGAGCAUCAGAAUUGGGUUAUGCCAACGAGAGGGACAUUCGAACUAAGUGUUGGAAGUAGUUCGCGGAAUAUGCCUCUGACUGGCUUGUUGUAA
Messenger RNA from Fomitiporia mediterranea MF3/22, 2712 nucleotides. RefSeq lists its product as uncharacterized. Gene Ontology annotation, molecular function: beta-glucosidase activity. Lineage: Eukaryota; Fungi; Basidiomycota; Agaricomycetes; Hymenochaetales; Hymenochaetaceae. Bases 1 to 2712 code for a protein of 903 amino acids. Gene Ontology annotation, biological process: glucan catabolic process. The transcript is spliced from 10 exons. The record is from RefSeq and is a predicted model, not a curated record.